AUGAAGCUCACUUACAAGGACAUUUGCACCAUCGGUACGGGGCUCAUCUUGAUCGGAACCUCCUUCAUCAUGGGCGUUUUCUUCGCCAACCAGACCUACGACUACCACAUCCUGUUCAACACCGAUCUGAAGCCAUCCCACUUCGAGAACAGUCUGCGCCACUACCAGACCCUCUACUACACCGCGCCUCCCGUUCUGUACGCGCUGGGCGCUGUCGUUAGUCUCGGUCUGAUUGGAUGUCUCAUUAAGGUUUACAAGCCCAACCCAGACCUGAAGAUCUUUGAGUACGCCACCCUGGUCAUGUACGUCAUUGGCGUGUGCAUGUUCAUCACCAAUAUCAAGACCGGUAUCGAAUCUUCUGUGUCCAGCAACUGGGGCGAGGUCACCGAGAACCAAGGUCUCGCUGUGAUUGCCUCCUCCAAUGUCAUCUUGCUGGUGAUCUUUAUCGGCGUACUAGUGCUCCAGGCCGGUUUGUGGUACUCUCACUGGGAGUACCAGCAAAGGCUGGAACAGUUCUACGCCGAGGAGGCCAAGACUGCUGCUGCUGUCACGCCCACCGGCGAGACCAAGCCUGCCAAGAAGACUGAGGCAAAGAAGCAGAAGUAA
Molecule: messenger RNA, 606 nt
Organism: Lachancea thermotolerans CBS 6340
Lineage: Eukaryota; Fungi; Ascomycota; Saccharomycetes; Saccharomycetales; Saccharomycetaceae
Gene: SHR3
Product: Shr3p
Exons: 1
Coding region: 1-606 (201 amino acids)
Biological process (GO): endoplasmic reticulum to Golgi vesicle-mediated transport
Cellular component (GO): endoplasmic reticulum membrane
Source: RefSeq, a predicted model, not a curated record